UUGCUUAAUUACAUACAUCAUACUCACAGAAUUUUAAACAAUCAUCUGAUCAUAGAUAUCCGUGAAAAUAUAUAUGGGAAACUGCUGUAAGCCGGCAUCAUCAACGGAGUGGGACGGUGAAGACUGGAGUGAUUUGACGUCCAAAAAGACCAGAUCAAGCAAGGUAUUUGACGAAGCUCAUGGCCAUGGUCAUGGGUUGAGUUUAGGGAAAGUGCAGAAGGAGAAGCUUAUGGAAGCACUAAGAGUUGUUUCUCCUGAUGCCAACGGGAAGGUGAGGAUAAAGAUUUCAAGGAAAGAGUUUGCAGAAUUGUUGGAGAAGCAACAACAGGUUAAUAAAAAGCAAGUAGGGAGAGCUUCUGCAGAGCAAGUUCUGCUUCGCUUAAUAAACGCCAGAGAUGAUGAUGCUCGUCACAGAUUCUGGAGGCCCGAGCUAGAGAGUAUUCCUGAGCUAGGUUAGUUGAUUGAUGAGAUCGACUAGUUGUGCUCAAGGGUCUUGCAUAUAAGUAUAAUAAGAGAUUGACGUCAGUAUUUGUAUGUCAGCUACCUAAGAAAUAUCCAGCAUUUCUCUUCCAACCUUCUCAUGUAAAAUAAUAAGAUUGAGGUUGGAGGAUUUUGUAAUUCAGUUCAUUAUUUCUGCCAGUGAAUAACUGCUCUUGUC
This is a messenger RNA of Glycine soja, 658 nucleotides long. RefSeq lists its product as uncharacterized. NCBI's taxonomy places the organism in Eukaryota, Viridiplantae, Streptophyta, Magnoliopsida, Fabales, Fabaceae. The transcript has a single exon. The coding region runs from base 74 to 457 and encodes 127 amino acids. The record is from RefSeq and is a predicted model, not a curated record.